Messenger RNA from Cololabis saira (Pacific saury), 2870 nucleotides. Its product is annotated as nuclear factor 7, ovary-like. The coding region runs from base 138 to 1562 and encodes 474 amino acids. The transcript has a single exon. The record is from RefSeq and is a predicted model, not a curated record. Lineage: Eukaryota; Metazoa; Chordata; Actinopteri; Beloniformes; Belonidae. Gene Ontology annotation, molecular function: zinc ion binding; protein binding.
UGAACGGAGCUGAGACGCCAUUUCAGGGUGGAGGUUAUGAACUAAAAACCUGAAAUAAAAGGACUUAAAUCUGUGAUACAGAGGGACAUUUAACUGGUGAGUCUACCGAUUGAAGGAUAUUUCAAAGAUUUGAAAAAAUGGAUGAAAAAACUCUUUUUAAAAAUUACCUGAGCUGCCACGUUUGUUUAGAGAUUUUCAAAGAUCCGGUGUCUCUGGGCUGCAGCCACAACUUCUGUUCAAGCUGCCUGAAAACGUUCUGGGAAGAAGCUAAAAACAGAAACUGUCCCAUCUGUAAAAGAAAAUCUUCUAAAGACCUUGUUGUGAGCUUUUCACUGAAGGAACUUGCCGACUCUUUUGCUGGAAAACAGGCAGGUGGAUCGUCUGAGACUGAAAAAGAAGAAAAGAGGCUGGAGGAAGUUUGUAAGAAACACCCAGAAAAACCUCCACUGUUCUGUAUAGACGAACAGAGAGCUGUGUGUUCUGUCUGUGAGCUUUUUCUGCACCAGAACCACAAAGUGGUUCCUGUAGAAGAAGCAGUCGGUGAGCUGAAGGAGCUGCUGAAAUCUGACUUAAAGUCUCUGCAGGACAAGAGGAACAAAUACAAACAAGUGGAGAAAACAUAUGAUGAUCUGGUUCAACACUCGGAGAAGCAGCUGCUGUCCACAGAGAAGCAGAUCAGAGCAGAGUUCAACAAACUCCAGCAGUUCCUGAAGGAGGAAGAGGAGUCCAGACUGGCAGCUCUGAGGGAGGAAGAGGAGCAGAAGGGGAGGAGAAUCAGCGGGGAGAUAAAGAGGAUCCAGGAGCAGAUCUCCUCUCUGUCAGACAGCAUCUCUGCUGUGGAAGAAGAGCUGCAGAAAGACAACAUGACGUUCCUCAGCAGGUUUAAACCCACCCGGGACAGAGCCAGAGAGCAGAGCUCAGUGUCAGAUCCACGGCUGCUCUCAGGAACUCUGGUAGACGAGGCCAAACACCUGGGAAACCUGGCCUUCAGAGUCUGGGAGAGGAUGGGGGACCAGGUCCACUUCAGCCCGGUGGUUCUGGACCCAAACACUGCACACACCUGUCUCUAUCUGUCUGCUGAUCUGACCAGUGUGAGACGUGGAGAUACAAAGCAGCAGCUUCCUGAUAAUCCUGAGAGAAAUGUCAAGUAUGCCGAUGUUUUUGGUUCUGAGGGUUUUACCUCAGGGAAACACAGCUGGGAGGUGGAGGUGGGAGAUUAUCCCGGCUGGAUUAUAGGUUUGGUUAAAGACUCCGUUGACAGGAAGGGAGAGUUGCUUCCUUCACCUGAAUAUGGAAUCUGGUGUUUAUGGCAUGGUGAUGGAAAAUACAUCAAUGGUGUUAGUGAGUUCAUCACGAUGAAGACGAGUCUCCGGAGGAUCAGAGUCCAGCUGGACUAUGACGGGGGGAAGGUUUCCUUCUACAACGCUGAAGACAAGAAACACAUCUACACUUACAGAGACACUUUCACUGAGAAACUCUUCCCUUAUUUUGGGAUUGGAAAGUCUGGUGAUGCAAAAACUUCUGAGAUCAGAAUCUGUCAGACAAAGAAUAGAUUAACCUGAGUUUUGAUGGAAUAACUUUUCCAAGAUCGGAUUAUUUUAAGUAAAAAGUUCACAUGUACAAACAAAUGAAUCUCAAAACUUUGAAAAUACAACACAUUUAAAACAUUCAGCGUAUUUGUUCAGCGAUGAAUAAGAUACCAAAAUAUAAAGGUUUGUAAAGUUGUGAUUCUGUUUAUCCAAGUUUGUAUUAAUGUUAUAAAUGUGCUGGAAUCACUGAGAUUAGAUUUUAUGUUUUACUUUCAAACUUUACUGUUUAAAUAAAUGUAGUAAACAGUUAAAUAUGACUUAAAAAUCCACCAUGUUCCUAAAUCUGAGAGCUAUUUUUAAUCAACCUGCUGAUUUUAUAACAUUUGAAGAGGAAAAGUCAAAUAAAAUCAUUCUGUGUAAAUGUUUUAAGUGUUCAAAUGUCAGAGUUUAUAAGUUGCUCCUCAAGUUUCAUUACAAAGAUCAGAGUUUUUAAACAAACUGGAACUAAAAGAUACUAAAACAUGAAAAACUGUUUAAACGUCUAAAAACACAGCUGGUUCUCAUGUGAGCAAAUGUUUUAUAAUUGUUGCUUCAUAUCUUUUUAAACCUUUUUUAAAUGUAUCAUGUAUGUUAAUUUCAUAAUUUUUGACUGUGGUUCUUAAAACCUUCAUAUAUGAAACAUUGAUUUUGUUUAAGUUUCUUUCAAUCAAACAUCUGUGUUAACCUGGUAAACAAACAUGAUCAUGAUUUAUUUUAAUCAUUUGAUAUCGUGACAUAAUAAACUGCAUGUAAUUUCUUUUAGGGGAAAAUAAAACAUUAAUGAAGUGAAUUGACUUCAGUUUAAUGAGUCUGUAAAAACAGGGAGAGACAGGUUUCUAUUUAAAUGGUCAUUUUCUUGAUAACAGCUGAACUGUUAGGGUUUGGAACACCCUUCCUCCACCAAAGGGCGACAAAGCACCGCAGCUGAUCCCUAUCAUCGUCCCCACAUCUGACACCACUCAGCCUCGUCACCCAGUCUGCUCUUAAGCAUGCCUCCCACAAGCUGCAGUGUCGGAUUAUUCUCUCCAGCUCAGUAUGUAUGCUGCCUGUUUUCUUGGUCUUCCAUGGUCUCCUGUUCGUGGACCUCAGAUUCAGAGAAACUUUAUUCAUCCCCGAGGGGCAAUUCAGGACAACUGAGCAGCAUCCGCUCAGCUGCCGGCCGGUCGACCACAACGAGCACCGACCCUCCCUUCCUGGGUCCUUUGGAUUACUUUUUCCAGCCGUGAGUAGCCCUCCGGUCUGCGCCUUUUGUUUGGACUUUCCAGCCGCGUUUUUUCGGUCUGUGAUUUUGUGUUUGUAUUC